Messenger RNA from Aphis gossypii (cotton aphid), 4390 nucleotides. RefSeq names its product segment polarity protein dishevelled homolog DVL-3 (gene dsh). The record is from RefSeq and is a predicted model, not a curated record. Gene Ontology annotation, cellular component: cytosol. Gene Ontology annotation, biological process: intracellular signal transduction; canonical Wnt signaling pathway. The coding region runs from base 298 to 2274 and encodes 658 amino acids. The transcript is spliced from 12 exons. Lineage: Eukaryota; Metazoa; Arthropoda; Insecta; Hemiptera; Aphididae. Gene Ontology annotation, molecular function: frizzled binding.
GUGCCGUCGUUCCCGUCCCGUCCGUCCGUGCGUGCGUGCGUCGUGUGCUUGUGCGUUCUUCGCUCCGAGUGAAAACACAACAAUAACAAACUCACAGACUUUGCGUACUCGCCGAUCUCGGGGUCCACUCGCUCGCGUUUUACGAUGGCGCCGCCGAUUUACGUGCACGGUCCAACGACGUCUACCGCGGCGGAUUUUCGCUGAUAACGCCGCCGUGAGCGUGUGUCGUGUGUGUGUGUGUGUGCGUGCGUGUUAGCUGCGUAUUAAUACUACAGUCCGGAUCCGCGGGGACCGACAAUGGAAGAGACCAAAGUGAUCUAUCAUAUCGAUGACGAGGACACGCCGUACCUGGUCAAGCUGCCGAUUGCGGCCGACAAGGUCACGUUGGCCGAUUUCAAAAACGUCCUCAAUCGGCCCAACUACAAGUUCUUCUUCAAGUCUAUGGACGACGACUUUGGAGUGGUCAAAGAAGAAAUUGUUGAAGAUGAUUCUCCGUUGCCAUGCUUUAAUGGUCGUGUUGUUUCAUGGUUGGUUGCUGCUGAAGGUAGUAAUAUAUCUGAUGGAACAUCCCAAGGCACAGAUUCUGGUCAUCAUACACAUAGGACACAGGGCGAUAAUCAAGCUGGGAAAGCAGUAUCUAGAGUACAUCAAGAAGAUAUUGGAACUUGUACUGAUACAGAAUCAUCAAUAUCAAGUUCAAUACGUCCUGGACAUCAUCACUUGCCUCGUGAAAACCACCAUCGUCUAGCAAAUCCAAAGUUUCUUAAAUAUAAUGGGUUAGGUAUGAAUGGCCAUCCCAAACAACACAGACCUUAUGGUUCAUCUUCUAUGUUGAGCUCAGAGUUAGAAACUACUAGCUUUUUAGAAUCUGACGAGGAUGAUGCUUCAAGUCGAAUUACCACAACAACAGGACGAGCUACUAACAUUUCAAGUGAAUGGCAGCGUUUAGCAGGCAGUGGUCGUCGCCGAACUCAACAACGACGCAAACGACACCAAAGACCUGCUGGUCCAGGAGGAAUGUGUCGUACAUCUUCAUUUUCAUCAGUUACUGAUUCUAGCAUGUCAUUGAAUAUAAUUACUGUGACUUUAAAUAUGGAUUCUGUUAACUUUUUGGGAAUAUCCAUUGUUGGACAAAGUAAUAAUGGUGGAGAUGGUGGCAUUUAUGUUGGAUCUAUCAUGAAAGGUGGUGCAGUAGCGUUGGAUGGUAGAAUUGAACCUGGUGAUAUGAUAUUACAAGUUAAUGAUAUAAAUUUUGAAAAUAUGUCUAAUGAUCAAGCUGUUCGUGUUUUAAGAGAUGUGGUGCAAACUCCUGGGCCAAUUAAAUUAGUUGUUGCAAAAUGCUGGGAUCCAAAUCCAAAAUCAUAUUUCACUAUUCCUCGAACUGAACCGGUUCGACCUAUUGAUCCUGGUGCAUGGGUAGCUCAUACUGCUGCAAUGAGAGGUGAAACUUAUCCAUUACGACCACCAUCUGUGUCAACAGUUACAUCUACUAGUUCUUCUCUAGUGUCAACCAUGGCAGAAACAGAAAUAAAUGCUGUUUCUGCUAGUGCAUUUAAAGACCUACAGUUGGACGUUCGUACUACUGACAUGUUGAGUAUUGUUAGAGCUAUGGCUAGACUUGAUUCAGGUUUAGAGAUCAGGGAUAGAAUGUGGCUCAAAAUUGUUAUUCCUAACUCUUUCAUUGGUGUUGAUGUAGUUGAAUGGUUAGAGACACAUGUUGAUGGAUUUCAAGAUCGUAGAGAAGCAAGAAAAUAUGCAUCACACAUGCUCAAAGCUGGUUAUAUCAAACAUACUGUUAAUAAAACCACAUUUUCUGAACAAUGUUAUUACGUAUUUGGUGACUUACUCUCUGCUGGUAUGGAACAAAUAAAAAUAGAAGGUGAACCAGCUGAUAAUGUAGGUGUUGCAAGUCGAGGUGCCUGGGAUAUGCCAUACUCGGGAACUUUUAAUCCAAAUUCUUCGCCAAUGCCAUUUAAUUACCCAGGUGAACCUCCACGUUACUUGUUUGAUAAAGAUGAAAGUGGUUCAGGUGGUAGUAGGUCUGGUUCAGAUGUAAUGAAACAAAAUAUGAUAGGGUUAGCUAUGAGUGACCAUAGUGGUGGCACAGCUCAACAGAAUUCAGUUGCCGCCCCAUCAACUGUAGAUAAGUCUAGUGGCUCUGAAAAAUCUCAAGUGAUGGCACCACCAAAUGUACCUACUGAUCUUUCAGCUAGUCAACAAUCAUUCCGUAUGGCAAUGGGUAAUCCUUGUGAGUUCUUUGUAGAUGUAAUGUAAAUUAUGAUUAUAAAAACAGGAUAAAUAACAAUUUAUAUUGAGAAUUCAAAAUGUAUAAUAUACACUAGUUUCAAUGUUCUAUUCAUAUUUUCUCCUUCGUGUUAAAAAAAAAAAUAACUAAACAUAUUAUUUCCUCAUUAGAAAUGUAUGAGAAAUAAAUUUUUAUUGUUUAUUAUUGCCAUGUUCAAGUUAUACUUUUGUUUUUUAUAAUGUAAUUUAAUCUAGACAAUUUUUAGGUUUAAUAAAUUGAAAAUUAGUUUUCUUAAUUUCACUAUAUACUUUUUGUAGACAAAAUUCAUUAAGAAUUCAUUUUUAUUUUUUUUUUUUUUAUAAGAUCUGUUUAAUUGUAUUUUAUUUUUAUUAUGUUUAUUUUUUGUAACAAAAACAUAAUUGAAUUAUUCUUAAAGAUAAACCAUAAGUGACAAUUCUAACACCUUUAUUUUUAAAUAUUUCAGAAUUUCAAUAGUAUAUGGCUAAUUAAUUUAAGAACUAAUUUUACGUUUAUUAAUUGAUGCUUUUAGAAAUUAAUAUUAACAUUGUAAGAUGUUGCUAAGUAGAUAUCUAUGAUACAAUUUUCUUAAAUGAUCAAAAUUAAAAAUAUUCAUUUUCCAAUAUUUGGUUAAUAUUAAAAAAAAAAAAAUGAGAUAGUUUAGUAUUUUAAAUAUUUAUCAUGUUAGGAAGAUAAUUCAGAACAUAUUGUAUUUUCAUGAUUAGUCACAUAAACUAUAACUUGUCAUUUAUGGAGUUUCAUUGAAAAGAGUGGAAGCUGUAUUGUUUUUGUUAAAAUUAACAAUUUCUUUUCUAAUGUAUUGAUUGAUCCAAUAAUAGGGUAAUAAUUCUGUAAAUAAAUUUGAAUUUGUCAAAAUGUUAAUUCAUAGUCUAAAAAUAUUUUCUUCAAUUUUCCCCUCUAACCUAAUAAAUUACUAAUAAUAAUCAAGCAUUUAAGAUUUGUAUAUUUUUAAUAUGAAAUUAAAUUUAAAAAUAAAAUCAUCUUAUAAUUUAUAUAAGAACUCAGAAAAAACUUAAGUUAUUACUAACAACAUAACUAUCAUAACAUUUUCUGUGUGUUGUCCAUUUUAAUCAUCUUAAACAUUAAAUUCAUAUUUAUACAAUAUACAAAACUAAAAUUGGGUUUAAGUAAAUUUAAUUUAUAAGAAUCAUUGUUAUGUCAAUUCAGUUUUCCAUUCUUAUUAUCUAAUAACAAUUAACGAUUUAUUAUUAUGGUAUGAUGUUAAAGAAACUAAUCAUAAUUAUUUAACAUGUUUUUAAAUGGAGAAAAUUUUUGUCUAAUCAACAUAUUAUUUUAAUUAUGUUAUUGUUAAAAAAACCAAAAUUUUUAAGUAUUUGAUUUUGUUUGAUGUAUCAUAUUUAAAAAGUAUUUCAAUAUUUGCUUCUCUAGCUGUCAUGUCAUAUAUUAUUAUUUAAAUAAUAAUUGCUUAAUAACAUUUCAGACACUAAAGGUUACACACUGAUUUUAUUUUUGUUAUCGUGGUUAUAAGAUUGUAAAUAUUUUUUUCUAUUAGCCAUAAUAACUUAGCUAACAGAAAACGGCCUAACACAUUUUUAACUGUAAAAUAAUAUUUAAAGAUAAACAUUUUCCAACAAAUUAUGAGCAGUCAAAUUGUUUACUUUUGAUGUUCAUGUAUACAAAAUUUGGUAUCUAAUAUAACAUUUUGUGGAACCUAUUCACUAGUUUAUUCCUCAUACUUUGUCAAGUACAUUAACUGUAUUGAUAUAUUUUUUUUUAUUAUUAGCAUUUAAGUUUUAACACAUAUUUUACUGUUACAACAUAAGACUGUGAUAAAAUAAUCCAAACUCAGUUUUUAAAUUUGGUUAAUUGCUUUAUUUUUAUGUUUAUAUAAGUUUUCCGAUAUGAAGACAUUUUUUUGUUUUUUGAUACAGGGUAAGAAUUAUCAAUGUAUACGUUGUGUGUUUUAUGGUGGCAUAACCUUUUAUGCUUUUAAUAUUUUAUUAUUUUUAUUUAAUGUGUUUUAAAUCGAAAAUAACUAAAUAACUGUUGCAUGCCAAAUUAUUAUUUAUACUGUCUGAGUGACUUUUUUGUAACAAUUAUUGUAAUGUACCUACCUAAUAAAUCUUCAUUCUGUAGCUAAACCAA